Aspergillus saccharolyticus JOP 1030-1 is the source of this 2226-nucleotide messenger RNA. RefSeq lists its product as uncharacterized. NCBI's taxonomy places the organism in Eukaryota, Fungi, Ascomycota, Eurotiomycetes, Eurotiales, Aspergillaceae. The record is from RefSeq and is a predicted model, not a curated record. The transcript has 4 exons. Gene Ontology annotation, molecular function: O-methyltransferase activity; ATP binding; metal ion binding. Bases 1 to 2226 code for a protein of 741 amino acids.
AUGACCAAAUUCGACCAGGCCAAAGCGUACGCGCCCCAGGAAGAGGGGACGGGGUUUUUUGACGACGGGCGCGAGAUUGAGCUCCUCCACUUUGUGUACUCCCACCCUGACCUCGAAAAUAUCCGUGGUUCCCCGGAGAAGGUGCUGCAGGCGAUUGACGAGUAUGGCCGGACGAAGCGAUAUUUGAUGAAUGUAGGCGAGGACAAAGGGCGGAUCGUCUGCGAUCUGAUCGCAGAAGUCAAGCCCAAGGUCAUGGUCGAGCUCGGUGGCUACGUUGGUUACUCCUGCGUGCUGUUUGGCAAUGCGGUCCGCAAAGCAGGCGGCCAGCGCUACUACAGCCUGGAAAUGAACCCGGAGUUCGCGGCGGUGAUCAUGUCCCUAGUCGAACUGGCUGGUCUGUCGGAUGUGGUGAAGGUGGUCGUCGGCUCGAGCGAUGCCUCUAUCGCGCGCCUGCACAGCCAAGGUCUGCUCACGCACAUUGACCUGAUGUUUCUGGACCACUACAAACCGGCCUACACGACGGAUCUCAAGCUGUGCGAGGAGCUGAAGCUCGUCACUCCUGGCUCUGUUCUGGCGGCUGACAACGUGAUCAAGCCCGGAAAUCCACCGUACCUCGAGUACGUCAGAGACAGCGUGGAGGAGAAACGAAAGAAGCUGGGUGCGUCCGUCAAGAGCGAGGGCAUUCCAGGCAAGACGGUGAAUCAAUACCAGAAGCGAUACGGGGAGAUGAAAUUCAACCAGAGCCCUGGCAAUCCGAAUCUGGUGUAUGAGAGCCAGCUGGUGCACAGUUUUGAGCCCACUGGUGUGCCGAAGAACAUCCUUCUCAUUCUCCUUAGCAUUCUCUGUCUUCCUGCAUCUGCAUUACUCACUACUAUCUCGUUUCUUUACAUCUACUUUUUGAAACAUGAAUCAACGCGAUCUCACACUUCCGCCCGCAAAACGAUCCUGGUGACGGGUGUGUCUAUGACCAAAGGUCUGACGAUCGCCCGCCUUCUCGCGCAACACACCCCCCACCGCAUCGUCGCCGCCGACACUGAGCCCAUCCCCUUCACCUCCCCCGGCCGCUACUCUCGUUCCAUCGCUCAAUUCCACCGUCUGGCUUCCCCGCAGGGCACCAACCCAAAGCCAUACGUCGAUGCCCUGCUAGAUCUCAUCCGCGCGGAGAACGUGCAUCUAUGGAUCAGCUGCAGCAGCGUGGUAGGAGCCGUCGAGGAUGGCGAGGUGAUGCGAUCGGUGCGGAGGGAGAGGGGGAAGCGGUUCAACGCAGUGCAGUUUGACAGCGACGUCGUUGGCAAGCUGCAUGAGAAGGAUGCCUUCAUCGAGUAUAUCCAGAGCGUGGGACUAUUAGUGCCGGAAUCACAUCGCUGCACAUCCGUUGCACAGGAAACCGAGAAGAAGUUCACAGAACCACCCCAAAAAUUCAUACUUAAACCGAUCGGCGUCGACGACAAGGCGCGCAGUCAAAUGAUGACUCUGCUGCCCUUGGCCGCGGGACCAAACUCCACCUCCGCCUACCUGUCGACGCUGGAUAUCUCCCCCAGCAACCCCUACAUUCUCCAACAAUACAUCACUGGCCCGGAGUACUGCACUCACUCGCUCGUCGUGCGCGGGCAGGUCAAAGCGUUCGUCGCCUGUCCGUCUUCCGACCUCCUGAUGCACUACGCCGCUCUUCCCGCAGACUCGGCUCUGAGCACCAAGAUGCUCGAGUUCACGCAACGUGUGGCCGAGGACGGCGGCGAGGACUUUACAGGCCACUUGAGUUUCGACUUCCUGGUUGAAGGCCAGGGCCAUGACGCGAAAUUGUACCCGAUCGAGUGUAAUCCACGGGCGCAUACGGCGGUCGUCCUUUUCAAGGACACCCCCGCCAUGGCGGAAGCAUAUCUCUCGUGCUUCGACUCGGAGCUAUCAAUGCGGAAGCCCCUCGUAGUGCCCACCAAGCCGACGCAGCGCUGCUACUGGAUUGGACAUGACCUUGUCACUUUACUUCUCAUUCCGAUCCUUACGCUUCUUGCUGGGGAAGGAAGCGUGGAAGAGGCCAAGCGCGGGAUUGAGACGCUGUGGCAUCAUCUCGUGCACUGGCGGGAUGGAACCUUCGCGUUGUGGGAUCCGAUGCCGUUCUUCGUGCUGUAUCAUGUGUACUGGCCGAGUCGCUUUGUGGAGAGUUUGAUCCGCGGGCAAGAGUGGAGUCGCAUCAAUGUUAGCACGACCAAGAUGUUUGCUUGUUGA